This is a messenger RNA of Trichosporon asahii var. asahii CBS 2479, 2025 nucleotides long. RefSeq lists its product as uncharacterized. The record is from RefSeq and is a predicted model, not a curated record. Gene Ontology annotation, cellular component: trans-Golgi network. Lineage: Eukaryota; Fungi; Basidiomycota; Tremellomycetes; Trichosporonales; Trichosporonaceae. The coding region runs from base 1 to 2025 and encodes 674 amino acids. Gene Ontology annotation, molecular function: serine-type carboxypeptidase activity. The transcript is spliced from 9 exons. Gene Ontology annotation, biological process: apoptotic process; proteolysis.
AUGGCGACCGAGACCGACUUUGCCUUCGACCCGCGAUGGGUGCGCUCGUUGCCGGAUGAGUGGGAGGACACGCUCUGCGAGUACCGCAAUGCGAGCAGCUCGAUGCACCGCAUGAUGGACCGCCGCGAUGAGCGCGACCCGAAAAAGAAGCAGGGAGGCAAGAAGGAGGAUGACUUUCAGCAGCCGAAACUCCCGACAGCGGCUGAGCUGUACGUCGAGAGCUUGCCUGGUAUCCCGAACAUGGCCGCGCACCCUACUCACCCUUUGAACGUCUACGCUGGCGAGAUCCCCUCGUACCCCGGACCAGGCAAGGGUGGCGGUGACGGACAGGUCGGCGUGGACGCAGACAUCUUUUUCCUCAUGGUGCGCGCGCGCCGGCAGGCCGGAAAACAGCGUGUGAUCUUCUGGUUCAACGGCGGGCCGGGAUGCUCCUCCUUCGACGGCGCGCUGAUGGAGGUCGGACCCUUCCGCACCGUGCCGGACAAGGAUACGGUCAGCCGGCUCGUCGAGGUCAAGAUCACCGAGGGAGGAUGGGAGGAGUACGCCACGAUCGUCUUUGUCGACCAGCCGCCUGGCACUGGCUUGUCCUACGUGCCGGCUGGCGGAUAUCUCACGGAACUGACCGAGGCGGGCCAGCACUUCGUCCAGUUCCUCAAGAACCUGUACCAGAUCUUCCCCGACCUCGAGAACCAGGAUUACAUCCCGUACAUCGCUGAUGCGAUCCUGAACGCGGACCUGCCCAAGAUGCACCUGAAGGGUCUGGCUAUCGGAAACGGCUGGGUCGACCCGCUGAACCAGUACCCGGCCUAUGCCGAGUUCGCGUACCAGAAGGGACUCAUCAAGAAGGGCACGCCGGAGGGGAAGGAGCUCGACCUGGCUGUCGGAUCCUGCGUCGAGACGAUGAAGCAGUACGAGGACCCGCUCAAGACGCCAGUGCACAUUGACGGGUGCGAGUCGGUCGUCAUGAGCCGCGUGACGGACCCUGUGGACGGACAAAAGAUGUGCAUGAACAUCUACGACGUGCGCCUGGUGGACACCUGGCCCGAGUGCGGGAUGAACUGGCCUCCCGAUGUGAGCGACGUGCAGUCCUUCCUGCGCCGGCCCGACGUCGUCAAAGCCCUGCACGCGACAAAGCACGAGCAGCCCUACCGCGAGUGCAAUGGGCAGGUGAGCGUGCGCCUGCGCAACCGCAACUCGCCCGCGAGCGUGCACCUCCUCCCGUCCAUUCUCGAGCGCGGCGUCAAGAUCAUGAUGUUUGCGGGCGCCGAGGACCUGAUCUGCAACCACGUCGGUGUCGAGCGCACGAUCGAGAACCUCGUCUGGCUCGGCGAGCGCGGGUGGGGCGCCAACACCACCACGCUUCCGUGGAGUAUGAACGGCACCCAGGUCGGCGAGUGGACCGAGGACAGGAACAUGACAUAUGUCAAGGUCAAUGGCGCCUCGCACAUGGUCGGCUUCGACGUUCCCGCCGUGACGAACGACAUGAUCAUGCGCUUCAUGGGCGUGGACAUCAAGGAGCUCGGCGGCCCGACGGGAGAGGUCGACUCCAAGGUCGGCGACGACGAGCGCCCCGCGCUCCACUACGGCGCGUACCCCGAGACAGUGGGCAUCCCGCUACUCAAGGGCGGCAAGAGUGAUUGGGAGUCAUGGUACAACGCCAUCUCGGCCGUACUCAUCCUCCUGACCCUGUUCGGCAUAGUCGGCGCGUACCUCUACCUCCGCCGUCGGCGGCUGCGUCGCCAACUCGCCGCGCGGGGCGGGCGCGUCUCCAGCUUGGAAGACGAGGAGGAGCGCGUCCCGCUAGCGACGUACGACGGGGAGACGUACCGGGACGAAAACGGGCGCGUGGACAGGAAGGGCAAGGGCAAGGCGCGGGAGAGUUUUGACGAGGAGGUCUCUGAGCAUGUGCUCGCGCACUCGCGGAGGGAGAGCAGGGGGAGCGCGCACAGCAGUAGUCGCAGGGGGAGCGGGAGUGGGAGCCAGACUGUGUUCGCCUUGGGUGAUGAGGAGGAGGACAACAAGUAG